Messenger RNA from Papilio polytes (common Mormon), 1693 nucleotides. RefSeq lists its product as uncharacterized. Gene Ontology annotation, biological process: synapse organization. NCBI's taxonomy places the organism in Eukaryota, Metazoa, Arthropoda, Insecta, Lepidoptera, Papilionidae. Gene Ontology annotation, cellular component: neuron projection membrane. The coding region runs from base 197 to 1513 and encodes 438 amino acids. The record is from RefSeq and is a predicted model, not a curated record. The transcript has 8 exons.
UAAUUAGUGUUUUAAGUGUUUUAGUGUACAUUAAUUAACAAGAAUGUUUAUGCAACAGACUAUUGUACAUCCAACAGUGAACAGAUAACAAAGUGAGUGAUAGUUUUUUGUUUGCAAUAAUGACUAUUAAUUUAAGUGACAUACGUGAACAUAGUUUACUCCAAAUGUGACGUUUAUAAAGAACAGUGCCAAAACAAUGUUUUGCCGCAAAGAACUAAAACUAAUCUACGCAACUGUUGUUAUUUUACUCGAAGCGGAUUUGUUAGUGAAUACACGAGCUAUGGAGUCGCUGAGGUCUUCCAGUAUUGCACAAAGGGAUGAUUUCAAAUCAUUGGAACUCUGCACGACGAGAAAUCAGCAGAGGCUGGGCAGUGUGUUUGGGAAUUUCACAAGACAUCACAAGAAAGGUCAUAGAAGAAGAACAACUACAACAUCGUCAACACAAACAACUAUUUAUACAUCAACUGACAAUGUGGAAGAUUUUACCACAAACGCUUACAUAUUAAGUACUCAAGCAACCGUUCUGAAUUUACCCAAACCUCUAAGAUUAUCUUCACUAAUGUUAGAUAAGGAUUACGAUGAUGUAAAUAAAUUUGACCAGAUAAUAAAAAAUGAAGUGAAAGAAGUAAGUCGAGAAAGACAUUCAAAACAUUACGAAAGAAUAAAAAAGGAAAUACUACUUCAGUUAGAUGAAGAAUCAUUACCGAAAUCGUUGAACAAAAUAAAGAAACUGUACAGGGAUUCAGCCGCGUCAGCUAUUAACAAAGUUAAUAGUAAAAUAAGCAAAACUGGUAUUUUUCUGACUGACAAUUGUACGACAGUUGUUGCCCAAAUAGGAACAACAGCUAUAUUACACUGUGAAGUUAGCGAUAUAACCGAAAAUACGGUAACAUGGAUAAAAAGAAAAGAUUUCUCGCUUCUGUCUGUUGGCCUUGUCACCUACAGUGCAGAUAAUAGAUUUUUUUCUGCUCACGGAAGACACGUGAAGGAUUGGGCUCUUCAUAUAAGAUUCGCUACGUCUGCGGAUGCUGGAUAUUAUGAAUGUCAAGUACCCACACAUCCUCCUACUAGUAUUUUCUUCAAACUCGUCUUAGUUGCUGCAUACGCCGAAAUUGUUGGUGAAUCUGAGAAGAUCAUACACGAAGGUUCUAUGUUGAAGCUUGUUUGUGUUGUGAAACGAUCUACAGAACCACCUUCAUAUGUUUUCUGGUACUUCGAAAAUAGAAUGAUUAAUUAUGACUUGAAUGGUGUGAGUGUAAAUAACGGUCGACAAACAAGCGAGCUGAUAAUCGGGAAAGCUGAGCCGAGACAUGCCGGAAAUUACACGUGUGUGCCGGCCAACGCAAAAGCCGCAUCUGUCACAGUACACGUCGUACAAAGUGAAACUCCAGCGGCAAUGCAGCACGGAAACUCAUCAGUUAUGAAAACUGGUAUACAUUACAUAACACAAGCUUUGAUUACUUUGAUGGCGUUUAUUUUAAUAAUCAAAGAAAAUUACCAAGAAUUCGGAUAACAGAUGUAGUUCAUAAUAUCUUUGUAAAAUUCAUAUCCAGAUUUAUUCGCGUUUCCCAGUAACAGAAAUACUGUUUUAGUCCUAGAAAUAACAUUGAUUAUUUUCUUAGCAUUUAUUUCGAUUAAUAUUCAUCGUUCACUAGUAAGGUUAAAUAUCAAAAUUUUAUAUAGUUAAGGUAUG